Molecule: messenger RNA, 744 nt
Organism: Aplosporella prunicola CBS 121167
Lineage: Eukaryota; Fungi; Ascomycota; Dothideomycetes; Botryosphaeriales; Aplosporellaceae
Exons: 1
Coding region: 173-565 (130 amino acids)
Source: RefSeq, a predicted model, not a curated record
GCCGGGUCAGCCCUGGCCUGUCCUGUCCUGCAGCAUGCCUUGUGCUUUUCCUACUUCCCCGGCGGCGCAGAACCAAGCUUGCGGGGUAGCAGGCGAGACUUUUUCAAGACAAGAUUCAGGCGGGCGCGUACAACAUGAGAGAUCAGAGACAGCAGAGUAGAGGCGCAUACAUAUGACCAGACACAAGACACACAAAACGGGCGGCGUGCGGCGAGCGCUGGUCUGGCCGGCUGCUUUACUUCUAACACUUUGCUCGCACACAAACACACCGCGCACGCCAGCACACACACGACAGUUUGCGGCGCAGCAGCCUUGUCUGACGACGGAGCAGGGAAACACAUCCUCCCGCACGCCGCCCGCGCCCAGCCUUGCCACGCCUGCCUGCCCAGGGAGCAGAGGCCACAGGCGGUGUGCCGCGCCGUUUUUUUCCUUCUGCCUUCUUCUUCCUAUCUUUUUUACCGAGGAAGCGAGAUUGCAGAUGCAGGGGUGCGAGGUUGCUGCGCGGGCCGUGGGUUUGGCGCGAGCGCUGGGCGGUGAGGGGGCGGUGGGAGGAGCACGAGAAUGAGGCGCGUAGGGCUCGCUCGGCAGCGUGAUGGUGCGGCGGUGGUGGUGCUGGUGGUGCUGGUGGUGCUGGCCUCACGGUUGGUGGCGGUGGCGGACGGCGGCGCCGCCGUCGUGUGUGUGUGCUGUCUGUCUAUAAUUAUUGUUGAUAUUAUCGUAGCAGUCGUUGUCAACAACAAGUGA